AUGGCAACUUCAUCAUCAGAUAAUCUCCUGGAUUCAGAUAGUGAUGCUGAUAGGCAUCAUAGAUGUUCACCUUAUUCUUCAAGUUGCUUAGAUUGUUGUCGAAACUGUCGAGGUCCGAAAGUGUAUCAUGCACGUGUAGUUAAUGUUGGUAGACCGUCAAAAACUCAAAAGUUUCCUUCAAACCGAAUCAAUAAUCAAAAGUAUAAUGUGAUUAGUUUUAUUCCUGUGGUUCUAUUUGAACAGUUCAGUGUUUUUUUGAAUCUCGUUUUUCUUGUGAUCGCAUGCAGUCAGUUUAUCCCUGAGCUUGGAGUUGGUCAUUUGUAUACAUACUGGGGACCACUUGGUUUUGUGAUUGCUGUAACAAUGAUUCGAGAAGCAGUAGAUGACAUUGGUCGAUGGAUACGAGAUCGAGAUGUUAAUAUGGCUAUGUAUGGUAAAUAUGUACGCAAUAAAGAGAUCUCUGUUAUGAGUUCCGAUAUUAAAGUCGGUGAUCUUAUUCAUUUAGAGAAAAAUCAACGAGUUCCAGCUGAUAUGAUCUUAAUGUGGACAUCAGAUCGCAAUGGUUCUUGUUUUAUUCGAACAGAUCAACUAGACGGCGAAACUGACUGGAAACUACGUUAUGCUAUACCAACUACUCAGGCCUAUAUAAAUCGUUCAGAUCACCCUAGUUCACUUUGGAAUAUGGAAGCUCAAGUGUAUGCUGAAGCUCCAAGACAGAAUAUACAUAAUUUUGAAGGCACGUUUGUUCGUACAGAUGUUAGCUCUCCGUCACCAACAGAUCCAGAGUCCUCAGAAGUUUCACUGAAUAUUGAUCAUACUCUUUGGUCUAACACUGUACUAGCUACAGGAAGUGCUAUCGGUCUAGUGAUAUAUACUGGGUCAGAGACACGUGCAGUGAUGAACUCAAGCAGAGUACGCACAAAACGUGGAAAAAUCGAUCAAGAAAUCAACAACAUCACCAAACUUUUGUUUUGCAUCCUGGUUCUGUUAGCUUUAGUUAUGGUUGCAUUGAAAGGUUUCAGUGGAUCUUGGUAUAAAUACUGGUGGCGGUUUAUAGUUUUAUUCUCUUACAUUAUUCCACUUGCGUUACGUGUGAACAUGGAUUUAGCCAAAAUUGUUUAUUCAUUUAUGAUUAUGCGUGAUAGAGCCUUACCGAAUUGUCUGGUUCGUAAUACUAACAUACCUGAAGAAUUGGGACGUAUAUGCUAUUUAAUGUCAGACAAAACUGGUACACUCACACAAAAUGAAAUGGUUUUUAAAAAGUUACAUUUAGGUAGUGUAGCAUUUGCUCCAGACUCAAUGGAAGAAGUUGUACAAGGUGUGCGUAAUCACUUUACUACAAGUAUUUCAUCAUCAUUGAGUAGUUCAGAUCCGUUAAGUCGUCAAGUUCGACGUACAACCAAUGAACGUAUGGCUGAUGCUGUAUUGGCUAUAGCUGUUUGUCAUAAUGUUACACCAAUGAAUGAAAAUUAUUCAAGUUCAGCCCAGUUGACGUAUCGGGUGGAGAUAAUAAAGAAUCUCUAG
Heterobilharzia americana is the source of this 1524-nucleotide messenger RNA. The record is from the annotation of a GenBank genome assembly. Lineage: Eukaryota; Metazoa; Platyhelminthes; Trematoda; Strigeidida; Schistosomatidae.